Messenger RNA from Daldinia decipiens, 1696 nucleotides. RefSeq lists its product as uncharacterized. The coding region runs from base 189 to 1331 and encodes 380 amino acids. The transcript has 7 exons. The record is from RefSeq and is a predicted model, not a curated record. NCBI's taxonomy places the organism in Eukaryota, Fungi, Ascomycota, Sordariomycetes, Xylariales, Hypoxylaceae.
AGGGCCGGCGCCGUAGUGUAGUCCAAUCCAAAAUCCCCGGCUGUGCACUGCCCAAUGCCCAUCAAGUGUAAAAGAUUCCUUGAUACAUACUACUCACUAUGCCCUUACCAAGUCCCUAUCAAGAGGUCUAAGACAACUUGAGCUCCCUCCUACAACAGAAACAACGUCAUAUAUAUCCAACUUCGAUUAUGUCGGUCGCUAUACCCGGUGCAGACCAACCCGAUGAAAAUCGAGGACCCCAUAUUGCUGGGGUCGUGGUAUCGACAACUCUAGCUGCACUGAUCGUCGUUUGCGCAAGGAUGUACGUCCGCUUACGAAUGAUUCGGGCUUUUGGGACAGAUGACAGUGUUAUGCUCGUAGCUAUGCUGAUAUCCCUUGUUGGAAUGGGAAUCAUUAUCGCCGAAGUUCACUAUGGAGCAGGUCGCCACGCUGCGUAUCUUGAUCCCAAAGUCAACAGAUUUGGCCUCAAGUUAAACUUCGCCACGCAACCAAUAUACCUAUGGGCUAUCUCAACGGUGAAAGUAUCGGUGGGAUUCUUUUUGUUCCGCAUCAGCCCUAACGUAUACUACAAGCGAAUAUUGCAGGGCGUCAUGACGUUUCUCAUGACGUACACUUUCGUUUGCUUUAUGACGUUGAUGUUACAAUGCAAAAACCUUGCGGUAAUUUGGGACUCUCGUAUUCAGACGACGUGCUGGCCACAGUUGACAAUCCAAGCAUUAAGCUACGCCAAUGCAACUAUCAGCAUUAUUACAGACUUAUUCUUUGCGCUCUUGCCAAUCCCAAUGCUUUGGAAUGUCAAGAUUAAUGCUCGUACCAAAGCUUCGCUUAUGUGUAUAUUUGGUCUCGGUAUCUUCGCAUGCGCCGCGGCCAUUGUCAAAGCUGUCUUUAUUUCAAACUAUGGAAAAACUGGUGACUUCUUGUGGGACUCAGCCAACUUAACCAUAUGGAUCGUGGUCGAAACAAACACAGGAAUCAUCGCCGCGUCUCUACCAUGUAUAAAGCCGAUGUUCAAAACCAUGUUACACAGCUCUCUUCGCUACGGAUCGUAUCGAAAGAAAGACGCAUACAAUCUCCACGGUUAUGCUCACGGUACAGGCCCUAAGGAAUCCAAUCAUUCACAUUCCCAGACAAGGACGGAGGUAGACGCCCAACGCGUAGCUAUUCCGAAAAGCUUGGCAACCAAUAUAUGCGAGGAGAGCAUACUGACACAGAAGACUAAUGAAAUUACCAAGCCAACCGCUGUAACGAUCGACCGAAGCGGCGAAGAAAGCGGCGAAAUAUCAGGAUGGCAUGAGGAUUAUCCUGAGCGGGCGGUUGAAGAUAGAUUAUAACCAUUUUAGUCGAACAAUAUUGGGACACAUUGGUAAGCAUAAUACAUUAAUUCGAUUGGUUCGUUUGAGCACCAUUGAAUCGGCUUCUUUUUCAUUGAAGGGAUAUGAUCAUCACUCGUAUAUGAAGGACUCAGAUCCUAUGUCAGUAAAUUCUGGCGGUAAACUACCCCCUCCCCUCCACCCCCAAAAAAACCCGAACUACUCAAGUUACGUUAAUCAGAUCUGGAUGAAAUAACUGGUAGAGAGAUGAAGUUGUAUGGGGCAGGUAUAACCCCCUGUUCAAGUCUCUACAUGGGUGUCUCUACAUGGGUGAUGCAUAUAUCUAGUACACCCUUGGCUCUGUUCCUAAAUAAUAUAUUAUUCCA